Molecule: messenger RNA, 434 nt
Organism: Drosophila arizonae
Lineage: Eukaryota; Metazoa; Arthropoda; Insecta; Diptera; Drosophilidae
Gene: IFT20
Product: intraflagellar transport 20
Biological process (GO): protein localization to cilium; cilium assembly
Cellular component (GO): ciliary basal body; ciliary base; non-motile cilium
Source: RefSeq, a predicted model, not a curated record
GUCAUAUUUCAAAUAUGGAGGAACUGAACAAGGCUGGACUUUAUAUAGAUGAAAUCUAUAGACUGCGAGUGCAAGAUCCGGCAAUUGCCAAUGAGACGAUCGAGCUGCGGCAGGAGUGCUUGGAGUACUCGAGAAACUUACAGGAUUUCAAGAAACUCUGCGAAGAAUUCUAUAAAAUUGCGUACAACUUCUCAAAAGUUGUGGAGAGCGAGAAACUGCGCGCCAUUGGCACACAAAAUCAGCUGAAGACAAUGGCCAAGCAGCGGCAGACCGAGCAGCAGGUGUACCAAAGCCAGAUCCUGGAGCAAACUGUCGAGCUGGAGCGCCUGAAGAGCGAGUAUCAGUACUUGCAGCGCAUAGAGUCGGAGCAGCAGGAAAUUAUAAACAACUUCUUGAUGAAUCAAUAAAAUAUACCUUCUUAAUAAUACUAUAAU